AUGUACGGAUAUGUACACCAAGCGGGCUACCUCCUAGUAGGUAGGUAUUCUUCGUCAUCCUCGGCAAGCAAGACAACUCGCGUCAGUUUGGUACUUGGGGUCCGAGCUGCCAACCAAAGGGCACAGCAUCCAUCUUCUAUUGAUUCGGUACUUGACUAUAGAGAUACCUUGGUGUCUAUAUCUGAGAGCGUGCUCGAAUGGGAUGAAGCAACAAUGUUUCAUGGGGUCCACUCUGAUGAUCCCAGUCCACUGUCCACUGUUAGUGUUAGAACCGGAAGCUAUCCGUAUCUUUGUCUGCACAUCUCAGUUUGGCCGCGAUAA
Molecule: messenger RNA, 321 nt
Organism: Colletotrichum paranaense
Lineage: Eukaryota; Fungi; Ascomycota; Sordariomycetes; Glomerellales; Glomerellaceae
Exons: 1
Coding region: 1-321 (106 amino acids)
Source: RefSeq, a predicted model, not a curated record